Molecule: messenger RNA, 3743 nt
Organism: Amphimedon queenslandica
Lineage: Eukaryota; Metazoa; Porifera; Demospongiae; Haplosclerida; Niphatidae
Exons: 16
Coding region: 146-3502 (1118 amino acids)
Source: RefSeq, a predicted model, not a curated record
UGGCAACCAAUAAACAUAUGGUUUGAAAGUGGGCGUUUCUUGUGAUUCUUGAAAAGAUUUUGCGACUUUGCGACGCACUGGAGCUCCAUUUCUCUGUGGGAGUGGCUGCAUGAUCUGCUAAACAGCUACUUCUGAGGACUUGAGGAUGCGGCUACUCCUUUUACUAUUACUAUUAUAUGGAGUUUCAUACACUCACUGCAACUCAUCAGGUUUAACUAAUUGUACUGACUAUUUACUUGAUUUGAAUGUAACUGAUGGAUGCGAUGAUUUAAAUGGGGGUCAUCUCUACUUUAACAGUUCUGAAGGAUACCUUAUUGAUAUAGAAAGUUAUGAUGCAAAUAAUGCUGACACAUGGAAUAAUAUAUCUGUAGCUAUAAUGCAAAAUGUGAGCAACAGUGGAGAAACCAUUGAUCUUCAAAUACAAGAAGCUAUUUCUGCAGGCCGUCUUCCAAACGAUACUUUAGUUGGUAGCACAGUUUCUCAGGAGAUUGCCAAUAACGUUUAUCUCAGUACAAUUCUUGGAGGAAGCAUAUAUCGUGCUUAUAAGUACACUCCAAACUCGCCGGCUGAUGCUAAAGAUUUUGUUAAUGCAACAUUGGGGUCUUUGAGAUACAAUCAUGGGGAUCUUAAUGACUUCAGCCCAAAAAACAUUUGCAUUAUAGUCACUACUAAUGCAACCGAAAUCCAGGUUGCUUGCACUAGCAUUACGUUUGUAGGAACAAACUCCCAGCCGCCUAGAAUUUUAUAUGACGGUCCCACGUUUAAUUUCACAGAAGGUCAAGAUGUACCAGUAUUAGUAGUUUCUGAUGAUUUGACUGUUACUGAUCCAGACAAUCCAAUGUAUUUAAUGGAAAGUGCUACAGUAACAUUACUAGGUGCUCUGGAAAUGUAUGAAACACUAGGUAUUGAAGGAUCAUUUUCUUCUUUUUACCAUACAUAUGAUCCUGAAACUGGUCAAUUGACUAUCAAUGGAAGUGGGACUACUGAAGCUUAUGAGGAAAUUUUUGAGGCUGUUGUAUAUAGGAACAUUGAUCCUGAACCAGCUCAAGAUACACAAUUCAGAAAAAUUACAUUUAGUUUAUUUGAUGGAAUUUACUUAGGACAACUUGACAUAAGGCUAUUGCUUAUCAAUCGUAAUGAUGUCCCAACAAUUGUCUUUAGUGAAGAAAGGAUUACAACAUACCAUGAAAGAAAUGGAUCAGUUAAAAUAGACCCUAGCCUGAUGGUAGUUGAUGCAGAUCCAGGGGAAAUGAUACAAAAAGUUGUCAUUACAUUAUACAGUGAAGAUACUAAUUUUGAAAGCAUCAAUAUACCUAAUAACAUCAUUACACUUGAAUCUGAUCAGUUUAAUGUAUCUAAGGAACAAGAGGAAAUAAUAAUUCAAGGUAGCGCCUCUCCUUCGGAUUAUGAUAAUUUACUACAAAAUUUGGCAUAUGAACAUACAAGCAUACAUCCUGGUAAUCCUACUGUAGGCAACAGAACAAUUGGUUUUUUUAUUGAAGAUGGUGAAAACUAUAAAACAGUGAACUUCACUUUCACUAUUGAGCCAGUCAAUGAUCCACCAGAAAUCUCAUUCAACAACAACCUUACACUAAAGAGCAUCCAUUACACUGAAGAUGAUCCUCCAUUACUAGUAGCAGAGGAUUUGAUAUUGUCUGAUAUCGAUAGCAAUAUUUCUAAUGCAAUACUUGUCUUUACUGGACUCUCCAAUGGGCCUUCAGAUUACUUUUCUGUUAAUUCCAGCUUCAUUGCAGCUUAUGGACUUCAAGUCAACAUCAGUGACUAUACCAGCAAUAGAACUAUGAUUGUCCACGGCAGUGCAUCACCUGCAGCAUAUGGAAAGGUGCUGCAAUCACUAGCGUAUGUCAAUUUGCUUAAAAAUAACUCCAUUACCAAUGGAGUUCGUAAUAUCACUCUUCAAAUAACUGACAUUGGUGACUUGGACAGCUCUAUUCUUACGAUAAUGCUGACAGUGAGAAGCAGGAACGAUGAGCCUAAUCUCGUUAUUGAUGAAAUCAUUCAAUACACUGAAACUCCAACUGAACCGCCUGAGAAUGUACACAUUGUUACACUCCAUCUUGUAAGCAUUAUAGAUGAAGAAAUGGAUAACAUCUCAAGCAUAAACAUCACUUUGACAGCCACAAACGGAGCCCUGGAUGAGAAUGAACAAAUCUAUAUUGCAGGCAGUAAUGAUCUUCUUAAUAAAGCCAUUGUGACCUCCACUUCAAUCUACAUACCUUGUGAAGGAACAGUUACUGAGUAUGUACAAGUCUUACGGUCCAUCAAAUAUGUCAAUUCCGAGGAAGAGCCUACAUAUUAUGCAAAUCCAGCCACAAGGGAAAAGCUUCAAAGAGUAAUCAUAGUAGAACUGACUGAUAAUAAUGCAACCAGCCCAUCAACUGCUACACAUCGCAUUCUUGUAAACUUGACACUUAUUAAUGAUAAUAAUCCUAAUAUUAGUCUGAGAUUCACUGAUGGCUCUUCUUGUGCUGUUUCUCGGCCAGGGGGCUCAAGAUUGCAUGUAAAUAGACGAAGCACUCGGUCUGUUAGGAGCAACUCGUCACAGAAAAGACUACAAAUAAAGAGGAAAGGGAGAACCAUGCUUAGACCUGGGCUACUAAUUGAAUCAGCUUAUAGUCGGUCUUCAUCCCUGCUGGAGAAUGUCACAUGUCUCUCAAAUAUUACCAUCACUUUUAACGCUAACACAACAACUCCGUCUGUUGGUGUCAAAUGGGACCUACACUCUAUUCUGAGGCUCUCACCAUCUGAUCUCAAUCUAUUGCCUCAUUAUGGAAAAUGGACGGACCAACAGACACUGGUCAUCAACUUUAUGGGUUGCUACCAAUUCAAAGAGCAGGAUAUACAUGUUGCUUUUCUAGAACAAAAAGGUCAUUGCAAUGCUUCAACUCCAUGCACUGUUGGAGUAUGCUUCAUGAAUAAGACCGGCUGUCCUUACGUUGGCUUGCAUCGGAUCAACCACACUGAGCCUCUACCAACGGACAAUCAAACUACAACGAGUGACCCAAUCCCUUAUCAGCGUCAGUUCCUCAUUUCUUAUAUAUUCAUCACGGUUGUCUUUGGAUCGAUACUGGUCAUCCUCAUGAUCAGUGUUGGAGUGGUGUAUCGCAUAGAAAGGAAUAAAGCAGUCAAGCAGCUCUCAUCAUCAAAGGUGCAAGAGGUAAAGCCUGGUCCUGAGACCCUCAAACCAGCAACAAGCAAUGAUUCCACAAUUGCUAAAGAGAAACUACCAGAAAAAAGCAAAGAGAAUAAAGAUGAGCCAGUCAUUAAAGCAAUGGAUGAAAAAAGUGAUGCAGAAGAAGUUGAAAAGAAGGAGAAGCCAAAGAUACCAGAGUCACAGAAGUUAUCAAUAGCUAAGACACAGCCUGUACAGCACCAGAGUAGCAGCAGUAAUCCCAGGAAGAGCCCCAGCAGAGAAAGGAGUGUCAGUCCGAAUAAAAGAAGUACAAACAGUUCAAAAAAUCAGUCGUCAGCAAAACUAUAAGCACAAUAGGUUACAAACAAGUUUUUAACAUAAUUUAUUUUUAUUAUUUUUAUUGCAACUUUUUACUUUUUUUCUUUGCAUCAUAAUAGUAGAUUUGCACUUUUGUACACUAAAAUACAUGUACAUGUAUACUCUCUCUCUCCCUCUUCUUUUCUAUCAUUUGCCUUUCCUGUCCACUUUAUAUUAUUUAAUACCAUUCUUAUUAAAAAUUUGUAUUAAGUUUUGUCAAUGCCUUACCAAA